This is a messenger RNA of Cinara cedri, 2737 nucleotides long. NCBI's taxonomy places the organism in Eukaryota, Metazoa, Arthropoda, Insecta, Hemiptera, Aphididae. The record is from the annotation of a GenBank genome assembly.
AUGAGGGCGCUAAAUGAUGUAGCUACCGCGUUUAACUCGACCCGGUUCCCACAUAUAGGACUUAAUAACUCCACGCCGACACCCUCGCUGGUCGGGUAUUAAAAAAAAAAAAAAAAAAAAAAUAGUUAUAUAAUACAGAGUGUGUACCUUUAUAAAACGCGCAAACGUCGAAAAUAAACCUUGACGCUUUUUCGUCAUCGUCCACGAUUCACAUCACGUCACGAUAUUAAUAUUAUUUCUGUCCGUGCGUACGUCUACCCGUACGACUAGUGUUAUGAAUAGGAGGUACAUGCUCAUCCGAUUUUUUUUAUUUUUUUUUUGGAAAACAUUUACGGUCGGUUGACGAUAGCGCUAGACGGUUUUCGAUCGGUUUUACCGCGGCCAACAGUCGACGGCGGUCGUAACGAAACGUUAUUAUACGCGUUCGUGUGAUUUUCAAGACCGUAUACACGGGGGGUGGGUUAGGGUUUCAAACCCCCCCGGACAUUUUUGAAGUAGGUAUAUAUUUAUAAUAUAACAAAGACUAACUACAAAAUAUUAAAAAUAUUUUAACCCUCUUCCCCCUUCCCCCACCGAAAAUUGAUCCGGAAUACGUGUGUUUGGUGAUUUCACUGUUUUUUCGAGCCUAUUGUGUCUCGACCAAAACUGGUAGGCGGGUCGUCCGGUGGCGUCUCGCGGGCUCAGUAUGCGAUGAAUAUUUUGAAAACUACAAUAAGGGAAAUGUGCGUUAAUAUAUACACGAGAGACGAACACAUAUUAUUAUGUAAGUACCUAUCAGAAAUUAAUAGAAUAGGAGGCACUGUUAUGUCGUCAUUAAUUAUUAUUUGAUUUUCGGUAUUAAGAUUCGAAGUUUUAGUGCUCACUCGCGUCAUUUGACGAGUUAUCACUGGGCGUGUAUUGGAUUACGAAAAGUAAUUUUGAAUUAAUUGUACCAGUAGCUGUUAUAGUGCAAUUUAUUACUGAUUUGUUCAUAAGCGGUGCUGGUGGCAAUUUUUUGGUAAGAUCUACUGCAGGGUCUCACAAAAAAAAAAAAAUCCGUUCUACACGCUACUGCGCGGAAUAUACAGAAUGAUUUUUUUUUUAUCACGAACUAGUAAUUAUCAUGAAGGAUUUUAAGUGAAGUUGAUUUUCGUAUCUAAGUACCUAACUAGAAUAGAUAAAAUAGAUUUUUAGUUCCAAUAAUUAGCAUAUUGUACACGUUUAGUUUAGUAGUUUCAAUAAUAACGUAGAUUAUACUAAUUUUUGCUCGCUUGGUUAAAAGUUGAAAUUCUUAUAUUUAAUGAAAAUAAAAAAAAUUGUUGUUCGAAUAACCCGUUUACCAUUAUGACUUAUUUUACCGUAAAAAUGUGAGAUUAUAUUUUUUAAUAUAUUCAGUUAAAAAUAUUCGUGGAGACUUAAAAUUUUGACAGAAAACUUAUAUUUGAUUUUUCUAGACACAGUGAAAUUUUUAAAACACAUUUGAGCCAGUUCUUUUAGAGGUGAAGAUUAUGAUUUCUGUUUCAUACCCAUUUCGAGUCCAUAAUGUGAUGUCACAUGCUGUUAUAUUAUGUAAACUGAAUUUCACGUCACAACACUCGCAUUGAAUAAAAUACGACUGAAACGGUUUAAAUGGAUUCGAUGUUUUAUAUUAAAAACUCUAAAAGUGUAUAUUGAACAUAGACAGAUAGGUAUAUUAUGUAACAUAAUAAUAAUAACAUUACCUGUAUUUAACGAUAACUAUGUACAAGUACAGUGUAUCGUCGUACCAAUACUAACUGUAAGUAUAGCUCUCAUACUAGUAGUAUCAAUAUGCCGAUUCUGGCUCACUUCUGAUAAUUUCACGAUAAAACAAAUUUCUGAUCUAUAUUCAUAUUGCAAGCAAGCUUAUGAUAGCGUUGAUAGAGAAAAACUAUUGAAAGCACUGGAAGUACUAGGCAUUCCUAAAAGAUACGUAAGUCUUAUAAAAGGAUGUAACAAUAGAACUGUGUGCAGAGUGCGUUUCCUGCAAGAAACGUCUGAAACCUUUAAGGUAAAAUCGGGCCUUAGACAAGGUGAUGCUCUAUCACCCACCUUGUUUAAUCUAGCAUUAGAAAAAGCAAUGAGAGAAGUAUGGGACGGUCGAAAAAUGGAAGUAUGUGGGGAACGAGUAAUAUUGGCAUACGCAGAUGGCAUUGUAAUAAUGGGAGAAACUAGAGAUGAAGUCAUAAAUACUGCGUCCAAACUCUUGAAAGCAAGUAAAACCAUAGGGCUGCGUGUAAAUGAGGAAAAGACGAAAUACUUAACGGUAGCAAGAAGAAGCCCAAACAUAGACCACAUAACAGUAGAUGACUAUAUUUUCAAGAAAGUGGAGGUAUUUAAGUACCUAGGUGUUAACAUAAAUAGCAACAACGACAUGCAUGAAGAAAUCAAUAAUCGAAUAUCAUGCGGCAACCGAUGCUACUAUAGCAUAAGGAGACUCCUUAAAUCAAAACUACUGUCACAUAACUCAAAGACACAACUGUAUCAUAGCUAUUUACGACCAAUAAUCACAUACGCGAGUGAAACAUGGUCACUGACCAAAGGAGACAGCAAACGAUUAAUGACCUUCGAAAGAAAAGUACCGAGAAAGAUAUACAGCCCGAAAUUGAAUGCAGAAUCACAAACUUACGAAAGAAGGAAAAAUCAAGAAUUACAGGAGUUAUAUAACAGGCCAAAUAUUAUUUCAUAUAUAAAAAGCAAGCGACUAGAAUGGUUCGGCCAUGUUUGGAGAGCGAAUUGA